AGGUGGAAUGCGUAUUGCAUUUUUCCAUUUCAGAAGCCCUUCAUAUGUCAACCAUAUCGCAUUAUGAUUUGGUCGACUUCGAAGCAAAUUAAUGCAAAAUUUCAAUUUUAUUCAAAAGCUUUCGUCAAAUGUUGAUGGACGACAAGGAAGCUUAUUUUGCACACCUUCAAUGUGCAUCGCAUGUUUCAGGUUGAAGUAAUUUUCCGAAAUUCAUCUUACUCCCCUCCAGAUGGCAAAUAAAAUUGACAACAGUGGAGCAGCUUCAGAAGAGCGUUCGAAGCACAAUUCAGCAGCUGCUUGUGGACCAUGGGACGUGAGCAAAUGCAUGGAAAUCUACGAAAAAUGGUCUCAUCAAUACGACGAGGAUUUCAGCGAAGAAAGAUACCGGGCCCCGUUUUACGCGGCUGAAGCUGUUGCGAAACUACUGCCAAGUGACCGCAGAAACCACGUGCGAAUUUUAGAUGUGGCAGCUGGUACUGGAAAAAUUGGCAAACACUUAGCUGACAUGGGAUUCACUGAAAUCGAUGCACUGGAUGCGUCAUCAGACAUGCUGAAGGUUUUGAGCAGCAAAGGGCAUUACAAAAAUAUAUACCAGGACACAGUGGGAGACCAUGAGACGGUUAUUGCGGAAAACACUUACGACUUGACUACCAUGUCUGGAGGAUUUGUGGAGGGACAUUUGCCAAUCACUGCCUUGGAUGAGAUGCUCAGGGUUACAAAAAAAGGAGGUUACGUCGUGAUUUGCAUGCGAGAGGAAUUUUUGCAAAGCGUGCCCGAUUAUCGCCGAUUGGAACCGCAUGCGGAAUCUUUAGAAGCCGAAGGUCGCUGGAAACUCAUUAGCCGAGAACAAAGAUCCAACCAUUUUUUCGACCAAUCCGGACUCGUGUUCACGUGGCAAAAGCUCUGAUCUAUAUAUUCCGGAAAAGUCGAAUAAUUUUCACAUUCCGAGAUUAUAUAUUUUUUUUCUUGUCUAGCACUGCUUAUAUAUUUCCUGGUCCAUAUUCAAGAAUCGGACGCUGCAAGUGUCACUAUAGCAUUUAAUAAUUGAUUGUGAAUUGAUGUGCCGUGCGUGUAUAUCGCGUUAUUGAAUGGGUAAAACUCGGGAAAAUCUGGAAACAGCCUUAUACACAAUGAAAACUGAUUUACUGGGAGAGUGCACGACUCACAAAAAGAGAGUGCUUCAAAUA
Notodromas monacha is the source of this 1187-nucleotide messenger RNA. NCBI's taxonomy places the organism in Eukaryota, Metazoa, Arthropoda, Ostracoda, Podocopida, Cyprididae. The record is from the annotation of a GenBank genome assembly.